AGAGACCCGGCCUCAGUCAGCCGUGGAGGCCAGCAGGGCUGGGCCAGGGAAUGGGGAGGGGGGGGUUGCCUUUUUAAUGGGUCCUGGGAGUGACUGGGAGCACCUGGGAGUGACUGGGAGCACCUGGGUGCUCCCUUUCUUCUCGCUGCAGCUCAAGGGAGAAUCAGGAAGUGGGGUGAGUGCCUGGAGGGCAAGGAGAACCCCCUCCUCCUUAUUCCUCCCUCUUCUUCCUGUUCCAGGUUGUCUAACUUCAAUCCUUCUUGCUGUAGUGUGGUUUUUCGUUCUGGUGUUUCGUGGAUUUUCUCUGUGUGUCUCUGUGUGUUGGAGAGGGUGUGCUUAGCCACCCUGUGCUGGAAAAAAGUAAGGACACAGAGGGGCUAAAAUUGGAAAACUAGAGCUGAAAGACAGGGAGGCAGAUUCCCAAUUUAGUGGCUUUUCCAAGUGGAGAGGGAGAGCCCAGCUCCGGGGGCUAGUUGGUGCUAAGGGUGUCUGUUGAUCAAGGAAUCAUUCACUGCCCCUAAGCAGCCUCAGCUGGGGUCUAGAUGCCCGGGCCUGCACAGAGGACUGGGCUGCAGGAAGGAGAGGGUGCAGCUGGUGGAGAAGCAGACAGGUGGCGAACAGGUGCUACGGCCACAACCUGAUGCUGCACCCAAGGCAGAAUCCCCCGGAGGUCUGGACCCCAGAAACCAAGAGGCCUGGUGAGCAAACCUGGGAUACGCAGGGAGCUCUCAGACCCUGGACGCCUGGAAUUGGGGGUCUGGGGAGCAAAGGCCCUUAGGGAACUGGCCGGAGCAGCAGGAAGACCCCUCUGGCUCCCAUGGCUUUUCCCCACCCCCUAUCUGAUCAGGUAAGGUUCUGGCAUUCCCCGUGGAGUCCCCAGGCCCUCCCCAAAUGUCCAAAGAAGCAAGUUAGAUUAAGAAUAGACUCGAAUGAGUGGGCGUGUUUGCCUCUUGUCUCUGCGCAAGGUGUGGGGAAGAUAUGUUUGCGUGUGCAUUGUGGCCCGUCACGGCUGGUCAGCAGGAAAGGACCUGGGUGGAGAGGGCGCAUCCUCUCGAGAAAUCAUCUCAUCCAUUCCACCUGCCUCUAGGCUGGUCGUUUCCCGAGCCAGGCAGGUCUGCCCCCUCCUCACUUUCUUAAUCCUGAGGGAGGAAACUCGGGCAUUCACUCACAGUCCUGAAGUCAGUCCUUCCUGGAGUCUGAAGUCUCUGCUGCCGCAGGAUCCAGCUCUGCCCGCCCCCAUAGGGUUCUCUUUUCCCUGCUGAUAAAACCCAGUUCCUCUGGGCUGAUGGGAGGGUGAGAAGGGUUGGGUGGCAUUGCACUCCAGUCCUGUCCCCGUCGGGCCCAGCUCAGGCCCUUUUACCACCCUGGGCAUUCCCUGACCCCCAGGAUGCAGGCAGUAGAAGGGCAUCCCCAACUGAUUGGGGCAGCACCUCUGUUCCUGGACCCCACUCUCGUGGUGGGCCAGGUAGGGCCAGAGUGGGGCUGGGUCCUGGGGAGGCUCUGGUCCUCAGGAGCGAAGGUGCUGUGAGGAGAGGCACAUGUCCUCUCAGCUCCCUGCCCGGCCCCGCCCAUGCCGCCUCUGCGGAGCUCAGCUCCGGGCUCCAGGGCCUGCCGAGGCACGCUGCCCCCCCAGGCCCGGCGCCUCACUCACCUCCCAGGGCCAGGAACCUGUUCUCCCGGGAAUGCCGGGGAGUUCUCAAAGGACUUUAUUUCAGGAAAGGACUUUAUUUCUUGAUUCUACACCUGGGAAGGCAAGAGAAAGAUUAGAGAGUUGGGGCACCCUCCCUGCUCCCCGUAUCUGUCUCAUCCAUACACUAACCCCAUAGGACCCCAACCAACAGCUGUGCCUUCAUUCAUUGUGAGACGGGAGAAGGCCUGGGACAGUUGAAGACAAAGGGGGAGGCCCACUGGUGACACUUGCCUUCUGGGAAGAUGUCUUAUGUCCCCACUUUGGUCUCAGGGAAUGUCUUCCUUUAGCCCCCAUGGAGAGUUCCAUCUGCCCUCUAAGAAAGUACCGCUUCCCAUGGGCUCUCCAUCCUUUUCUGCCAGGAAGUCCUUCCUGCUGUCUAACUUCCCUCCUUCCAGCUUGAGUCUUCAUGGACCAGCAGAGCCCCCACUGCCUACACAGGGCUCAAGCACCUAGCUAGAGACUGUUACUAAGUCACACUGAAAUUUCUGAAGACCUUGUGUACAGGAAGGGACAGAAAUAAGGCCCCAUGCCCGCUGCCCCUCUAUUAGUCUCUCUGGCUCCAUACCCUGAUGAGAAGGGGGCUGUUGGGAGACAUUUCUGCCUGCCUCCCCUUAUUCCCCUAUAACAGAGGGAUGCCAGGGACAGAGGUCCCGCAGAUAUGGCCUCCCCUCUUUCUUUCCCAGUCACAGCCCACCGUCCCUGCUGAGGCCUGCAGGAGGGAGUUUUUAGCAAGCUGAGAUUGGCUUCUGCAGCAGGAGAGAUUGACAUUAGACUUCAGAGAGACGUUUCAGCAUUUUAAAUUAAGUUUACCUGGACUAUGUGACCACAGGAGGUGGUUUCCUGAGUGGAGAGACAACCAUUGAUCUGUGAUGGGUGUGGCUGGGCUGGCAACAUGCCCGGGAGCAGGGGAAUGACAAGAUGACCUCUGGGAGAGUGGGUCUCAGAAGCAUCAAUCAAAGGUCCCUGAGUGAUUUUGUUCUUUCUCACUUAUUCCUUUCCAUCCUUUGCCCCUUCCUCCAUCUCUGUGCCCAUCUCCAACCUCCACCCCUCUGCAUGCAUAACCUCUCUACUCCACCUGUCUUUCCUUUCACAACCCAACUCUACCCCCAUUCUCAUCUCUAACCCCAAUCCAGCCCUUUUCCUAUCCAACCCACAUCCCCAACCCCAGUUUCAAGUCCACCUCCACCACCUUAUUUCUCUCUUUGCUUUCUCCCUCACCUCCUCAGCCCCAACUUCAUCGUCAUCCCUAACUCCAUCUUCCCAUCCCACAGCAUUUCCACCUCCCCAGGAUGGAUCUCUCCAUACACCAGAGAUCCCCUUUGGAGGUCAGCGCCCCUCAUCGGUGCCCCCGCCAGGUCCUGGUAUGUCCUCCACAUUCUCCCAGUGUUCAGGACAAAAUGGAUUGGGUAGGAUCAUCCCUGGAGAAGCCCUCAGCUUCCUGAUCUUAUCUGAACUUUAAAGGCUGGUUGCUGGCCAAAUAGUAAAAAUGAGUUCAGGUGCCACAAGACAAGUCUGAUGUCCAGAUGGACCUCUCAACACUGCAGGUGUGUGGCAGGUCAAGUGGGGAGAUGAAGAGACAUCCUUAGAGGGCCCCAAAGGGAGGCAGUGGCAAUGUUUUUGGGGGGUGCUGGGAGCAUAACCGAUCCUAUUAAGCAUGGCCAGGCCCAAGGCAAGGAGAUGGACAGAAGCUAAAGCAAGGAAGCCUGCUGGGUUGUUUAGGAAUGACUGCAGUCUUGGGCAUCCCCAGUCUCUACCCCACCUGUGGCUCUUGCUUAGUCAGCUCAGAUUAAUGGAGCCGGGGAGAGAAUUAGCUGAAUCGUGAUCUCUCAGGGAACUUGACUCAAGAGCCAGCUGUGAGUCACAGAGAAAAGGAAACCCAUGCUCUCAUGGCUACCCUGGAAGGUGCAGAGGGUAGGUACCACUCAAGACCCCCCAGGAUGCAACAGAGAGUUUCCCAGAAGUCUGACCCUAACCCUCCACCCCGUGCUCAUGGGAGGACACAUGAUCAGUCUACUUCAAGCCCUGCUCCCCCAGCCUGAAACUACUGCUUCUGAUAAACUACAGACAACCUGGGCAGGCACCAACACAGACACACACACACACACACACACACACACACACACACACACACACACACACACACAGAAUAGGGCAUGUCCCUGGAACCGGAUCACCCGGAGACAGUUGGAGAUCUUACAUACACUUGUAAAUUCCACAGCCAUGUCCCAGACUACACCAGCCCAUCAUUCUUGGAAGGCAUAGGAUGUGCGUGAGGACACACACACACACACACACACACACACACACACACACACAUCGCUGUGAUCAGAAAACCCAAUUUUCAGACUGUCCACUUAGCAGAGGCAGAGUGACUGCAGCAGUAUUCACCAUCAGAGGUGUCCCCAGCUCCCUCUGAGAGGAGUUCCUGGAGCCCACAUUGGGCCCCAUGGAGCACGUGGCUUUGGAGAAGAGGCUCAGCCUCUGGGACCUUCUCAUGAUCAUGUCCGAUCUGCCCAAGGUGGGAAAGGUUUUGGAGAGAAAGUUCUUUGGGAUGACAAUGCCAAGCCCAGGAGGAUCUGUGUGUGUGUGUGUGUGUGUACGUGUGCUCUGGGUGGCUUUGGAGGAGAGGUGCACCAGUAGGUAUUUGUCUGGUACUAGAUCUGCAUCAUUAGUAGUGGUGGUGGGAUUACUAUCCCUAAUAGUAGACUGGUAAUAAUGAGAGUCCUUAUGAUAAUAAUAUGUAGAGAGCAUGAGAGGCCCCUGGCUCAAGGGAUGGUAGGUCCCUGAACCAUCUCAAGCCCCCAGUAAGGUGAGCAGGCAGAAAGGGGUCUGGACCCGUCCUAUGUAGAGCACCCAGGGAGGGGCAAAUGGUUGAAGGGGCAAAGAUCUCAGCCCGCAUCCCUCUCCUGAAAUCCAAUGGGCCUGGGACCCCAGGGGAGGAGGCAGGGGCGCCAGGCAAGACGGUGUCAGUUUAUCUUCCUCAGAGGAUUUUGACACCCUGCUUCUCACUCAGUCCCCAGGACAGCCAGGUGAGGUAUGUAAGGCAAAGAAGAGGAUCCCAUUUUAUAAAGGAGGCAAUGAGGUUAAUUUCUGUGACUAGCCCACGCUGAUGGCAGAGCUGGGAGAGGAGAUUCUAGGGUCCUUGGUCAGAAGGACUCCCUGUGCGGGAACAGGCGGGCUUUGUAAGGCAGCUGGGGGUUUCUGAGAUAAUAAAUGCCAAUCUAGGGGAUGAGGUGAAACAAGGCCCCAGUCAUCGUUGUGGGUCUCACCUCUCAUAUCCUCAGCCACCAAUCACCAGCACAGCCAGUUAACUCCACAGCCAGUUAUCAGAGCAGCCCACAGGAGGCUGGAGGGGGGACCAGGCUCAGCCCUGAGCGACUUUGUUAUGGGGGAAGGACUUCUGGGACACUGGAUCACAGAGAUAAUGGGUGCUCAGAGGAGACCAACUUCAUCCCACCCCCCCGCCCAUUCCCCUACCCUCUUUAGCCAGAGUGGCUGGAAGAGGCGUGUUGUAAGGAAGGAGGAAGGCCAUAUGUUACCAUCUAUGAAAAAUCCUCCUGUUCCUUCAGUCACUGCCCACCUCACCAUCCACUCUUGGAUCCCUUUCACAGCUAGGCAGACGGAGGACUAGAAGGAACUUUCUUUGGAAAUCAGACCACUGCUUUCUGAACAUUGCCCCCUGGGAGGACUAAACAAGCAAGGAAUCCCCACCCUUCAGGAGCCCAGCUCUGAAGUCGGGCCCCAGGGGCUCCAGGUCACCUGGCUCACAUACGAGUCCCUUGCCAGACCUAUUCUCACCAUCAGACCCAGUCAUGCCUUUAAAAAUUCCUGGGGCAGAUGCGGGGUGGAAGUCACCUUCUCCCUAAAUCUCACAUGUAAGGGUCUCAUGAUCUUGGAAGAGAGAAUUUUGCCUCCCCCUCCCCCUGCUAAACUUGGAGGCCAAGAUGACCUUGCUUCUGGGCACAAGAUCUGGAGAUGGGCUCACAGCCUCAGAGCCUGAACUCCAGAGGAGGCAGGAGGGAGGAAAAGACAGACCAUGAAUGACACCAAAGACCAAAAGAUUCCUUGGGGGUUGGGGGUGUUUAGGUGGGAAGUGUCUUGGAAACAGUCACCUAAGGAGUAGAGAGAACCCAGCAGAGCCAGUCUCUCAGACCAGGUGUCCAUAGCAGAGGAGAAAAGGGGGCCUGGUGGGUGUGUCUCAGAAAGAGAUGGAUGGGAGCUUUGAAGGAUAGCAUUUCUUAUUUCCUUGAAACCAGCUCCUCUUUCUCCCCAUCUACCAAAUGAGCAUCUAUAGGCAGUUCAAGGACACCCAUUAAUCUGUCCCACUGUCCAUUCAUUCAUCUGUCUGUCCGUCUGUCCAGCUUUCCAUCCAGUCAUUUGUCCACCCAUCAAUCUGUCCAUUUCACCCACUCACCUAUCCUUCCAUUCAUCCACCUAUCCCUCCCUCCAUCCAUCCAUCAUCCUUCCAUCCAAGGAGGUCAGGUCCCACUCAGUCUCCCCAGGGCUGCUGGGAAGGGCCUGUGGUCCAGUGGCAUUUAUGGGGCAUGUGACCUGCCUGCCUGGCCUGCGGAGGCAGCCCCGCCCCGGCCCUCAGGCAGGGGGCUGGUCCAGGCAUGUGGGAGUAUUUAUACCUCAGUGGAAGCUCCUGGGGAGUUCCUGGGCUGAAUGACUCCCCGAAGAAGCCGUGAUGGUGGCCAUGGCCCAGAGCCUACUGUGAGUGUUGGAUUCAGCUCCUCUGGGGCCAAGGCUGGGUGGCAGGGGCUGGGAACGGGCUGGAGAGAUGGGAAGCUGCCCACGAUGGUCAGGGACGGUAGAAAGGAAGGGGUUCUGGGCAAAGGAGAAUGGGGGAACCGGAAGCUGUUGGAGUUCGACAUCCACAGCCAGGCUGGGACCCACCCUGCAGGAGGGAUGAGUCCAUUGCCAUUUACUAGCCCUCGGUGAACGGCAGGAAGGAUACGGCAAGAAGACUAACAUUACAAGAGAGAUUACAUUACGGGUUAGACAUCGGGAAGAACUUCAAGGUCGGCCCCAGGCAUGCGAGGUGGUUCGAGCGCUUUUUCGGGACGGGCAUACCGAGUUCUGCUCUAAGACAAGCCUACUUCCAGAGGCAGAGGGAUGACUGAAGUGGCUUCAGGAGAGCCCUGGUUUGGGGAAUGGGAACGACUCAGCUGCAGGUGUCCGUGGCUCAGAUUUGAGGAAAGCAUCACAUGGGGGACAUGAUCACUCUUCAUCCUUUGUUCUUAUUCCCCACUCCACCCCCUGCCCUUUUCAUCUGUAGUUGCUUCUCAGAGCGCUUUAAUCAGAUCUCAAGGCAGGGGCAGCUGACCCAAUUCCUGAUACCGAGUCAGGGUCAAGAGCCAGAGGGGACAGGAUUUUGGCCUCAGAACCCCCAACCUUGAUGGGAGCAGAGGAGCUAGAAACCCCAGACUCCCAGUAUCCAGGGUGUCCAGCCUCAGGAGUGGCCCCUACCAAACUGCUCCAGGGGACCCCUCCCAGCAGCCGGGAGGGUGGAGCCUGGGUGGGGCCACAGGCGGCACUGGGCACGGUCCCCACCCCUUGUAAAACAUGCUGCCACAGCCAGUAACAGAAACCAUUAAGGUGGAACUCUACCAUCUCCACCUCUGUAAAGGGCAGGUAGGAGCAGCCUGCAUGGGAGGGAGUGUGUAGAGCCCAGUGAGGGCCCUUAGUGUCCUCUGUGACUCAGCCGCCCACGUAGGGUACAGGGACAGACCGUCCCAAGGAAACCUCCAACCUUGCCCCUCACCUGCCAAUCUGGCUUCCAGGUGUGAGCAAGGAAGUUGAGGUGUUCCCGAGGUGGGGCUGUGUAGCAUAGUGGUUAGGCACUCUAGCUUUGAAGCCUGUGUCUGAAUCCUGGGGAGCAUCAUUCACUAGCUGAGUGAACUUGGGCAAGUCAGGUUAACCUCUCUGAGCCUCAGUUUCCUCGUCUAUAAAAUGGGGGUGAUAAUACAGCACCUCCUUUCUGGGGUAUAAUAACUCACCCAGUUGUUCCUGGUCCCCUUGAGGAUUUCCUCAGAGAGGUCCCUCCUGAAGAAAAAGCAGAGAUGAGGGCCUAACUGACAGCUCUGUGGACCAUAUACACAUCCACAGGACCAGCUUCAACAUCUUUAGAUGCAAAUGGUCCCAGCGCAUCAUUUUACUUAUAACGAAACUGAGUACAGAAAAGGGGAAGUGACUUGUCCAAGGUCACACAACCAGCCAACAGGGUGUCCCCCCGCUCCUACCCCACAAAUGCCCCCUCUGCCUUAAUCCUGGGGUACUGGGAAAAGAGUCUCUGAGGGGUGGGGAGAUAUGCUGGGUGGAAGGGACAAAAGACCUGGCUGUUUGUGAGAAGGACACAGAGCAAAGAUUUGAUAACACUGGUUGUUGAUCCUGUGUUCAUUCUUUCUGAGGAAUUUCUUCCUCAUCAUGCUUCCUACUCAGGUUAGCAUUUCUUUCUUCCCUCUGACUCCAGGAAAGAUCAAGUCUACUUCUUCUAUCCCUACCCCUGCCCUCCCACUCCUCAAGGAUCAUGGAAGAAGGAAAAGUUCUGAGAGUAGAGGGUAGACAGAAUACCUGGAUACUAAAGUGGUCUUCUGCUAAAGUUUUGCCAGCGUUGCACCCCUGGAGUGGUUUGGGGGCAUAACUGGGGCUCUGAGGCCUGAGACGCAGGAGACGCAGGAGAUGUGGUUUUCAGUUUUAACUAUGUGGCCCUGGGCAUGUCAUUUCUCUCUGGACCUUAAUCUUCUCCCCUGAAAAAUGGGAUUAAUGACAUUUCUCCCCUACCAGUGGUGUAUGAUAAAUGCUCACCCACCAGCUCUCCAAAAAAAAGGACUAAUUUGUAGCAUUUGCAAAUUUCCUUGGGUAAAUAUUCCCACCAAGGCCAAUUUGGGCCAAUUUCACCAAAAAUGGAUUUGGAAAGAGAUGGGUACAGUUGGCCCUCACAAGUCCAUAGCAGCUGACUCCAGCACACCACUGCCUGCUACUCUCUGGGGCAAAGGGAGGAUGAAAUGAGAUGAUAGAUACGAAGGUGCUUUGUCAACUGCAGAGUGCUUUAUAGAUGUGCAGUUGUGAUUAGGAAAGUCCUUACAGUCCAAGGGACCCCAGGGCACUGUCCACCAUUGAGAGCCCUGGCCUAACUCUAGCCCAAAAAGAGAGCAGGUUGUGGGUUGUGGAAGCCCACCCUGAGUGGCAGGGUCAUGAGUGCCAUCAGGGGUAGCUCCUGGGAUCCAAGGAAGGAGGAGAGCUGACUGGACCUCCUGCACUGGUUUGCUGACGAGAUUUGCAGGCACACAUCCUAUCGUGCCCCCUGAAACUGCAGCAGGUAGCGUAAAGAUUAGUCAUCAAUGAAAGAUUCCUCGUGAAUGCAGAUGCCAGAGCCCGGGCACUGCAACCGUCAGAGAGGCCUCUUGAGGGAUCCAAAGCAAGAGUCGCCUCCCCUUCCUUCCUACUCGAAUCCCUGGGAGUUUCUGCAGCCAUUCUCCCUCAGGGGAAUGGCUAAAAUGAUCUCUGAGGCCAGAGGGUCAAGAGGAGAGAAGUGUAGCCUCUGCCAAUGGGGGAGGAUGACGUCAGGGAGACGGAGGUGGGAGGCAGGAAAGAGGAGUUCCCUCCGCUCUCCUGGUCCUCACCCCCAGAGCUCAUCAUUUAGAAUAACUCUGUCCCACUGCUAAUUAUUAAUAAUAGCUAUCAUUUACUGAGCACAUCCUAUGCAUUAAGUUAUUUGCAAGCAAUAUAUCACUUAACCCUCCAGAGAGGUACGUACUAUUAGCCCUAUUUUAUAGAUGAGGAAACUGAGGUCCGAGGAAGGACGCUGAGCGAGUUGCCCAACCAAAGUCCCACUGUUAAAUGGGAUUCAAACCCAAUCCUGACUCUAGAGCUUCUGAACUAGAUAAUGCAACUUUAAGAGCUCCACCAGCUACUCGAGAAAGGGGUCAGGGACUAAGGCAGCCUCAUCCCUCUCUCCACAAGGGGAGAGGUGGGUCCACAAGCCCUGUUAUCAGAGGAGCAAAAGGAGAUACAGAGAACUGCACCGUUUUUUCAAAGUCACACAGCCAGGAAGUGACACAGCUGGGACUCAGACUUGGGUCAGCCCAAAUCCCAAACCUUUGCUCUUAACUAUAUGUUCUUCUGCCUCUGGAGAGGAGAGUGACCACCGCCCCACGUGUUACAAAGCCCAAGACCUGGGGGAGGAAGGGGCCCAGGCUGGCCUCUGGUAGGCCUGGAGAAGGCCUUGGGAAAGCACCUCUGGACCAGGGCCAGGAGUGGCAGGCGGGCCCGAGCUGUCCAGGGGCUGUCCAGGGAGCAGGGGCCGGGCCGCGCAAUCAUGCGGAGCCAGAGAUGGGCUGCCCUGCACCUCGGGCCCCAGGCCUGCUCCACCGUGGUGUCCAGUUACGGCCAGCUCGGCGCUUCCCUGGUCACGCCACAUUUAGCAUUGCCGAGUGAGCGGCACCGGGACAUGGAGAAGGGGUGGUGGAGACUCUUGAAGGGGCGGGAGAGCCUCCACCAGGCCCCCACCUGGACCCCAGCUCCUAGCCCCCUCUGCCACUGAUCCUCUGAGGGACUUUGGGCAAUUGCCCUCCCUUCUUUGUCCCCACUACCCCCUUGUCAAAUGAAGGAGAGAGCUUAUUUAACAAAGGUGUACCAACCCCAGGCUGGGCACAUGGGGCCACCACGGCCAUCCCUCCCCACCAGAGCUCCUGGGAGAGCAGGGCUGGGGAAAUGCAGUUCUCCUGCUCUGCCGGAGGGGGUCUUGUGUGUGUGUAAACCUCGUGCUUUUCUUGUUGUUUGGCGCCCAGCCCAUGCACCCCCCACUCUGACCCCCAACAAAUGAAGAGACUGAGAGGAGCGUAGCCUUCAGAGUCAGAGAGAUCUGGGUUCAAAACUUGACUCUAUCAAGGAUUAGCUAUGUGACUUGGGCAAAUCACUUAACCCCUCUGAGCCUCAGUUUCUUCAUCUGGAAAGUGAGGUUAAUAAUGUCCCUCACUCACAGGAUUAUUCUGACAAACCAAUGAGAAAAUUCUCCUAAUCAUUUACACAGUGGCCAGCCCAGAGCAGGCUCUCAGCAAAGGGUGGCCUUUCUCAGAAACCACUUGGGCAAAGAGGAAUAAAUUCAGGAGAAACUGUCCUUUGCAGAUGGUGGAGAAGGAAGGCAGAGAAGUGAGGGUAGUAGUAGUAAGAACCAUACUAAUGUUAUAAAGCAGAGACUAACACACCAUUGUAAAGCAAUUGUACUCCAAUAAAGAUGUUAAAAAAAAAAAAGAACCAUACUAAUAAUGAUGUUAAUAACGAGGGCUGGCAUUUACUGAGCACUUACUACAUGCUAGGCACUGUGCUAAAUUCUUCAUGUGCAUGAUUUCAUUUAAUCCGGCAUCCCCACGAGGGCGGCCCUCUCUCUCUCCCUGUUUUUGCAGAUGAUUGAUGCGGAAGCUCAGAAAGCUUCGCUAACACAGCUAGCAAGGAAAGGCAAAGGCUGGCUUUGAGCUGAGUCCUCUUAACCACUCAACUGUGCUGGGUACAGAGUUCUCCUAUAAUUCUAGAAGGUCUGAACAGCAAGAGCCCUCCAUGUCACCUAGUAUAGGCCCUGAGUUUUUCGAAAGGUGAGUGCAAAGCUCAGAAAGGGCACUGGCCUGCGCAAAGUCCCAGGUACUUUGGAGUGUGGAGGACAUAGGAGAAAACCAAAUAUGCCACACAUUCCACAGUGGGCCGGUGGUGGCAUCCCCAGUGCCGUGGGGGAUGCCGGCCAGGCUCACGGGGCCACGAGGCAUCCAAGUCCCCUCGAGUCCACCUGCCUCUCUCCCUCUGUGUCCUUCAUACUCUGUCUCUCCCAUUAUUUAUCUGCUUCCUUCUGUUUCCGAUGUUCCUCUCAGUUUGUCUGUUUAUCUGUCCCUGUCUGUCUGUUUCCCCCUCUCAUCAGACAUCUGGCUGGAGUCAGGGUCCCAGCCCGGGGAUGGGGUGGGAAUGGAGGUGGUGGACUUGGGCUUGGUCAGCCCUGGACGGUGGUCCUCACACUCAUCACAGCUGGCUUUCUUCGAGGCCAGGACUGGGUGAUGGUGUCGCUACUCCUGCAGCAGUCUGACGUCACGCUGCCGGGCCCCACCAGACUGGAGGGCGAGCCCCAAGGGGACCACAUGCAGGCACCGGGCCUCCCAGGCUCCCCUGCCCCACAGAACAAGCAUGCCGGCUUCAGCUGCUCAUCAUUUGUGCCCGAUGGCCCUCCAGAGAGGGCACCCUCACUGCCUCCACACAGCCCCUGCGCCGCGUCACCGGGUCCCGAGCAGGUCCACUGCCCAGCUGGCCCUGGCCUGGGCCCCUUCCGGCUCUCACCCUCAGACAAGUACCCCGGCUUCGGCUUUGAGGAGGGCCCGGCAAGCAGCCCCGGGCGCUUCCUCAAGGGCAACCACGUGCCCUUCCAUCCAUACAAGCGGCAUUUCCAUGACGACGUCUUCCCUGAGGCCCAGACCGCCUUGGCCCUCGCUGGACACUCCUUUAAGACCCCAGGGGCGCUGGAGGCCUUUGAGGAGAUCCCCACAGAUGUGGGGGAGCGUGAGGCCUUCCUGCCCGGCUUCCCAGCAGAGGCCUGGUGCAACGGGCUCCCCUACCCCAGCCGGGAGCACAGCCCCCAAGUCCUGCAGGAGUCAGAAGUUGAGGUCAAGCCCCCACCUCUGGAGAGCGGUCCAGGCAUGUACUGUUACCAGCCCCCCUUGCAGCAUAUGUACUGUCCUUCCCAGCCCCCCUUCCACCAGUACUCACCAGGUGGCAGCAGCUACCCUGUACCUUACCUGGGCUCCUCACACUAUCCAUACCAGCGGAUUGCACCCCAGGCCAGCACCGAUGGGCACCAGCCUCUCUUCCCAAAACCCAUUUACUCCUACAGCAUCCUCAUCUUCAUGGCCCUGAAGAACAGUAAAACUGGGAGCCUUCCCGUCAGCGAGAUCUACAAUUUUAUGACGGAGCACUUUCCUUACUUCAAGACGGCGCCUGAUGGCUGGAAGAAUUCUGUCCGCCACAACCUGUCUCUUAACAAGUGCUUCGAGAAGGUAGAGAACAAAUCAGGCAGUUCCUCUCGCAAGGGCUGCCUGUGGGCCCUCAAUCCAGCCAAGAUCGACAAGAUGCAGGAGGAACUGCAGAAGUGGAAGAGGAAAGACCCCAUUGCCGUGCGCAAAAGCAUGGCCAAGCCAGAAGAGCUGGACAGCCUCAUUGGAGACAAGAGGGAGAAGCUGGGUUCCCCACUGCUCGGCUGCCCACCCCCUGGGCUGGCAGGCUCAGGCUCCAUCCGGCCCCUGCCACCUCCAGCCGGGUUCUCCCAGCCGCUGCAGUCAAUCCACCCAGCUCCGGGCCCCAUUCGUGGCAAGAAUCCCCUGCAGGACCUACUUGGGGGGCACGCACCCUCCUUUUAUGGGCAGACAUAUUCGCACCUCUCACCGGGCCUGGCCCCUCCUGGACCUCUGCAGCCGUUGUUCCCACAGCCAGAUGGUCACCUUGAGCUGCGGGCCCAGCCGGGCACCCCCCAGGACUCGCCUCUGCCUGCCCACACCCCACCCAGCCACAGUGCCAAGCUGCUGGCUGAACCUUCCCCAGCCAGGACCAUACAUGAAACCCUGCUGCCAGACGGAGACCUUGGCACUGACCUGGAUGCCAUCAAUCCCUCUCUCACUGACUUCGACUUUCAGGGAAACCUGUGGGAACAGCUGAAGGAUGACAGCUUGGCCCUUGACCCCUUGGUACUGGUGACCUCACCCCUGACAUCAUCUUCAAUGCUGCCGCCCCAACCCCCAUCCCCAUCCCACUGCUUCCCCCCUGGGCCCUGUCUGGCAGAGACAGGCAGCGGGGCAGGCGACUUGACACCACCAGGCAAUGGGGCCUCCGGGGCUGUGGGGGACCUGCAUCUCACCACCCUCUACUCAGCCUUCAUGGAGCUGGAACCCAUGGCCCCUGCUGGCCCCUCUGUGUACCUCAGCCCCAGCUCCAAGCCCAUGGCCCUAGCAUGAGCUAUGCUCAGCAGCUGCUCCAGCCUUUGCCUGGCCUGGAAGUCCCAGCUGGCCACCCAUGUCGGGCUCACCUUAAAGGUCAAGGAAGGAACACACUCCCUGUCCCCUCUGCCACUAAGCCAACUUGUUUGUUAGCUGGCAGCUGGGGGUGUAGAAGUCACCACCCAGGAUUCUGCCCCUCACACAUUUCUGCCGCCUGGUACACGAGCUCCUCGCUCAGCGCCCCUGAAGAGCAAGUGUCUGGGCGAGAAGAAAAUACAUUCUCCCUAGCUCACACUCAUCCACACUUAAGCCCUCAUGCACGUAUGCACGGGCGCACAUGCACAGACACACACACAUACAGUUAUGCAGACAUACACACACACACACAUACCUUAUAUCCAGAGGAAUCAGAACUACAUCAGAGCCUGACUUCAUUUUGGGGGCAGCUGAGGGCUUUGGUUACCAAAACUCAGGGCCCCCAUGCCAGGUCCAAGACCACCAUGGAACCCUAUUCUGACGUCCACAUUCUCUGCAGGCCCGUUCCCCUCCAGGCAUGAUCUUUCCCAGAAGCCCCCUGUAUUUAUUCUCCCAUCUUCAUCCCAGCGGCCCAUCAAGAAGGAGGAGAUAUGGAGUUUCUCCCCAGGUUGUCUGUGGACCCACCCCCGGGGGCUGCCAUUCAUCAGCACCUGCCCUGCCAGGCUCUACCUGUCCUCAACUUAAGCUCUCUCUGGCCUUUCCCAGGAUGACACACAGGAGGGGCAGUGUCCACCCCAGGACCAAACUGAGCCCAAUUCUGACACAAAGUGUUUGGAAAAGCCCUUGCCCUCAGAAACUUGAAAGUGUCCUUUUCUCCCAGCCCUGGGUGCAGGAAGGGCCCCUCCAGGUCACUACAGUCUCACUCCUGAGAAGUUCAUGUAGUUUAGGCCCCAGCUUGUGAAUUACUUCCAGCUGUCUCAGGCAGCCUGGGCAUUCAGGGAAGGGAAGUCUGCUAGAGGCUGGUGGGGCAGCACCCAUGCCCCCUUUCUUUGACUGCUUGGCAGGCCCAGGAUGCCCCUGGAAUGAGGGGCUGUGACCCAGUUGCCCUCCAUGCCCUACCUGAGAGCCCAACCCCUACCAAGUGGGAGCCUCAGCCUAUCCAGGGUCUGAGGGUGACAAGAACCCCCGGAGGUUGGCCCCAGGUUCAGAUGAGACACAAGCAGAACUCUUGAAGACCUGCCAUUGUCCCCUGUCCUGGAACAAUAAAGCAAGUGCCCUGUG
Molecule: messenger RNA, 14913 nt
Organism: Orcinus orca (killer whale)
Lineage: Eukaryota; Metazoa; Chordata; Mammalia; Artiodactyla; Delphinidae
Gene: FOXN1
Product: forkhead box N1
Exons: 8
Coding region: 11368-13674 (768 amino acids)
Biological process (GO): regulation of transcription by RNA polymerase II
Molecular function (GO): DNA-binding transcription factor activity, RNA polymerase II-specific; transcription cis-regulatory region binding
Source: RefSeq, a predicted model, not a curated record